Messenger RNA from Pneumocystis jirovecii RU7, 462 nucleotides. RefSeq names its product ubiquitin-40S ribosomal protein S27a. The transcript is spliced from 3 exons. The coding region runs from base 1 to 462 and encodes 153 amino acids. NCBI's taxonomy places the organism in Eukaryota, Fungi, Ascomycota, Pneumocystomycetes, Pneumocystales, Pneumocystaceae. The record is from RefSeq and is a predicted model, not a curated record. Gene Ontology annotation, cellular component: cytoplasm; nucleus; ribosome. Gene Ontology annotation, biological process: protein ubiquitination; modification-dependent protein catabolic process; translation. Gene Ontology annotation, molecular function: ubiquitin protein ligase binding; protein tag activity; structural constituent of ribosome.
AUGCAAAUAUUCGUGAAAACACUUACGGGAAAGACAAUCGUACUUGAAGUUGAAUCAAGCAAUACAAUUAACAAUAUUAAAAAUAAAAUCAGUAGCAAAGAGGAGAUAUCGCCUGAUCAACAACGGUUAAUUUAUGCUGGAAAGCAGCUGGAAGAUGCUCGGACAUUAUCUGAUUAUAAUAUUCAGAAAGAUUCUACUUUACACUUGGUUUUACGUCUUCUUGGUGGAGCAAAGAAACGUAAAAAAAAGGUCUAUACAACACCGAAAAAGAUUAAGCAUAAACGGAAAAAAUGUAAAUUAUCAAUUUUAAGCCACUAUAGUAUUACAAGUGAAGGAAAAAUUCAAAGACUUCGUAGUGAAUGUCCACAUCCAACGUGUGGUGCAGGGAUUUUGAUGGCACUCCAUGAUAAUAGACAGCACUGUGGAAGAUGUGGAUUAACAAUGGUGUUUAAAAAAGAGUGA